CAUUCGUAGGUGUACCCGCUGUCGAUUGUCGGCGCGAUUUCAUCCGUCUUUUAAUUCGUGUGUUCCUCGAAAUUAACUUGUUAUAUCUCAAAUAUUUAUACAAAAACAGUACUUUUAUACCUUCAGUUCUGGACGUGACUGAAGCCAGUGAGUGUCAGAUUGGUGAUAGUGAAGUUGGGCUGGUCGCGCUACGUCGUCGUGCCUGAGUUGGCGUCGUCCCUCCGAUUCUCGCGAGGAAAUGCGAUCGGCCGCAUAAAACAACGUCUCCCGAGUGCCGACCACAAUAACGUACCUAGUUGGAACUGGGUGUGAACCCAGAUACGGUGUGUGGAGUUUUAUGUAAUCAGAAUAAUAUUAUUGAAGAAACUUUUAGUGAAUAAAUGACUUUAGUUGUGUGUGUGAACAACGGUAAAUUUUAGUGAAUUUAUUUUACUGAUUUAAAUAGUGAAGUGGAACAUCUCAGCUCCGACUGUUAUUAUGACCUAAAAUUGUUCAGUGAUCAGUGUUUUUCUUACUGGAUUGUUGAAAUUUGGAUUAAUCACUACUACAUGGAAAUUGUAGUAAAUGCAGUAAAACCGGAGUCAUGAACGCGAAUAAAGGCUGUCACUCGCAUCAAGCUGGGUAGCCGAUGUCAAAAGAGUUCACUGCAGACGGAUAUCAUAGUAUGGAUGUCACUUUCAACAAUGUACUGGAAGGGACGCGUCAGUACUUUUUGGGAGUGCCGAAGCCGGCUCAGCCAGAGGGCUCCGGACAGCCGGUGUGGCCCGCGGGCGCUCCGCCGCCCGAGGAGGGCGCGCCGGCCCAGUCGGGCGCCCCCGCGCCUUCCUCGCGGCCUCCCUCCGCUGCUGCCGCGCCACCGGCGGCUCCGCCGACUGUAAUGGCGGCCGCCGUUCCGCCAAGACCACCUUCGGAGCCGAUCGAACCCGAGCCGCACAUCAUUCACAAAGCGACAGUGAUGAGAGAGGCCGCCGAGAAAAGGCGAGAAAUGCCGGAGGUAGAAGACGAAGAGGACCCGAUAGGAACGCUUUCACCUCCCUCGCAUAUUAUUCGAAAGCCGCCUCGCACUUUGCCGUCGCCCGCUCCGGCGCCGGCCGUGCCUUGUCCUUCGCCGGCACGACCCCCGUCUGCCGCCCCUCUGCCUCCGGCGCCGGCUCCCGAAGCCCAGCUAGAGCCUCCACCGCAGUACCGUACGCCUCUGCAUCGGGUGCCUACUCCUACAGCGAGGCCCCCCGAUCAUUAUACUCCCGGUAGACCACCAGACCCGUAUUCAUCGUCGAGGCCGCCGGAAUCCUACAUGCGUUAUCACUAUGAAACGAAUCUUCAGGAUGGUGGAAGAAGUUCUCACGGAGCUCCAAAUGCUUCUCCCCAGCCGACGCUGCCUGCACGACAUAGUCCCCAGACGUAUGCGCGGCUAUCGGGUUCUUUGCCGCAACAUUCGGCUUCAAGAUUACGGGAUACUGCUGCCCAAAGUCCACCCACACAGCGCUAUGUGAUGCCGGUACCGCAACCGCCACCGCCGCAUAACGAUCGGGUUCCGCCCAUUCACCAUCCACAGGCGGCACUUCCGCCGCAACGAUUAGACGUGCGUUCUACGCAACCUUAUUCUUCUUUACAACAUCGACGAGAGCCGUCGCCUUAUGGACGAGUCGCAUCUCAUUACGAUAGACAUCCAGCAGUACCUACACGUAAAUACGACCCGCAACAAGCAUAUCCUGGCUAUAGACCAGCACCUACGACAUCGCAGUCAGUUCAAAACCAUCGAAUAGAACCCCAUCAUUCUGUAGCAUACAAGCAUCCCUCGUUGGAUGUGAUGAAUGCUCACUAUCCGACGAGACCUACUGAUCGUAUGCCUGCACAACCUCAGCUGCAUUCACAUGAUAAUGCACGACUGCCACCCAGGGCUGAAUACCCGAGUAUGAGUAGAACGGCAGACGUAAGGAGUGGAUACCAUUAUUCGACUCCUUCGACGUCUACAGCUAGAUAUCCAACGAAUGCUCAGGUACCUGUUGUUCAAAACACAACUCAUCAAUCGAGAUCUGCGCACAGAGAAGGUGCAGCUCCGAAGACAAAUUAUGAGUACUCGACGUCGAGCUCCGUCCAAACUUCUCCUGCUCGCUCGGCGGUGAAACCGGGGUAUGCGAAUCAGCAGACACGUAUGACUGUAUCUGUGACUUCUAUUGUAAAUCAAAUGAAUCAAACCAAACAGAAACAUGAUACACCUGUUGCUGGACCCUCGAGCACGAGUCAAAUCGGGCAACCAAAACAAAAGCGGGAAUCACCCCUUGAUUUGUCUGUCAAAACUGUUAAAAAUUCUGCGGAUUCUUCGACAACUCAAGAUGAUGUCAUAGAUUCAGCAUCAAUGGAAAAUAAAACGUUACCAUUACAAACACGACCAGCAUCUAAUAGUAGACAGAUUGUUCCACCUACUCCUGGCUAUAUGUCAUCACAUAAGGUGGAUUUUGCCCCUAAUUUUACUCAGUAUAGAGAACGAAGCGUUAGCCAAGCAAAUAUCAGCAUGGCGGCACCAAGUAGUCAUCCAGUGAGGUAUAAUGGUGCGUAUGAGACUGCUAGGCGGCCAGUAGCUGAAACAUAUCCUGUUGAAUCUCAACACCAUACUUACCCUGAACGUAACAAAUACGGAGUUCCUCCUGCAAGGCCUGACUACGUUCAUAGAAUAGACCUUACAAGACCUACCACUGAACAACGCCACGAUGGUAGAAUUCGUGAUGAUCGGCCCUAUACUGAUGAAAGAAAACGUCAGGCAGGACCUAUUGUUAGUAACAUUCCCGAAAAAAUUGUCAGAUACGAGACAUGGACUUCCGACAGCCGGAUAGAGCAGAAUAUGAAUCAGUUGACUCGAGAACAAAAUGAGUUAAUUAGCCGUCCUGUAUAUAGCUAUAGUAGUUAUAAACAAUUUGAAGCAUACCAAAAAGAACAAAGGAGACCUGGUGCUCCUCAUGCUUACCAUGACCACCAUAAUAAUGUUAACCACAGGUAUCCCAAUCAACCAGAGGCAAUAAACCAUGAAACUAGUGACUAUCAUGCUCAUCAUUAUCACGACAGAAGCCUGCCUAAUAGUAGCCGUCAUCAUGUUAUACAAAAGAUUCCGAACCAUAGAGAUAUACACCCUCAUCAUUUAGAAACUCAUAGUGGUGUUCCCGCUGAUAAAAGAGUUCUAAGUAUACUCAGAAACAGUUUGGAAACAAAGCAAACUGGGUAUGCAGAGGCAGCAAAACCGCCUAAACCAAUUUGUGAUCUCAUUAUAAUAGAUGAUGUAGAUGACUCUGUGAUAGAAAUAACUGAUCUAACAAAAGACACUGAUUCUGACCCUAAAGGUGUUCUUAAAACCAGUCAAAGUCAGGUAGCUCCAAAUAUAAGCAAUCACAUUCAAAUGCCUAGAGCUGUAGAUUCAAUUAUAAGAGAACCUGACCAUCAAAAACAGGAAAAUAUUGAUUCUAAGAGUAAAUCUCCCGAAAAUGACGUUGCUUCUAGAAUAAGAACAAAAGCUGAAUUAAAAGUCAUGCCUCCUUCACAAGAUAAUAAUAUCAAACCUGAUGUAAAGCAAAAUAUAUCAUUUGAGAACGAUAGAGCUAAACAACAGCCUAAAUCCCAAAAGCAACAUUUGUUUAAUCAAAUCCGCGAAGAUAACCUCAGAUUAGAGUCUGUCAUAAAGAGUGAAAAGCCAACUGAAAACAUUAUCCCAGAAGUAAAAUCAGAACCAAUGAAUAUUGAUGAAAUCGAAAAAGAUGCUGAGAUACCAAUUAAAACAGAAAAUAUCCUUGAUGAAUUAGAACCUCCAGCCAAUGAUGCACCCGUGGAAGAUUUAGAUUGGGCCAAUGCUUGUGAUAGUUUUAUGGAACAACUUAAGGUUGGAUGUCACAAAAAAAGGAAUAAACGACGUAGAGAUACCAUGGACCAUGAAAGUGAGCAAAAAACACCUAAAAAUAAAAUGGCAUGCUCACCCAAUGAUAAACCCUCGGAGGAGAUAGUGCCUAACAUUGUUAUUAAGCAAGAACCAUUAGAUUUGGAUGAAAGUGAACCUUUAGCUACGAUAGCACAAAGUAGUGCUUUACAGGAUGUGACUGACAAAUCUACUCUUAUAGAUCAGCAGCCGGAAAUCAUUACAAAAGAAAAGGAGGAAGAUUCUAUUCCUAAAGAUAAAAAACAAGAAAGUAGUACAAAAGACAUGAAACAAGAUCCAAAGUUGAAAGAUAAAAAGCAAGAUUUGUCAACAAGAGACAAAAAGCAAGAUUCUACGAUGAAAGAUAAAAAGCAAGAUCCUACAAUAAAAGAUAAAAAACCAGAUCCUACUGUAAAAGAUAAGCAACAAGAAUCUGUAAAAGAUAAAACACAUCUUGUCAAGGAUAAGAAACAAGAUUCACCUGUGAAAAACAAAAUACAGUCAAGCAUCAAAGAAAAGUCACAAGAUGGUAGUUCGAAAAACAAAAUACAAGAAUCUAAAAUAAAAGAAAAGGCAGAAAUUAAAACAGAAAAAACAAAAUACGAAAAGAAGAAUAAUAAAGACGGUGAAAAAUCUCAGAAACUCAAAUCUAAAACUAAGUCUAAAUCUGAGAAAAUUGAUACAACAACUCCGAUAUCAGUGAAGAAGGAACCUAAAGAAAAGGAACCCAUAAAAACGGUUAUAAAGGAAGAAGCAGAAUCCACAGAUGAUGAUGAACCGCUCAUCAAAAGUAAACUGCUCAAGGAAAAAGAAAAAAGUGAUCAGUUGAAAUAUCAACUUUUAAAAGAUUUGUCUGAAAAAUCGGCUUAUGUUAAAUUAGAAUGUUGUGAUGUCGACGUGAACAAAAAUACGAGGAAAUCUCUCGAUUCUUCAAUCAAAGAUAAAGAAGACAAAUUAAGCAAAAACAAAUUAAAUAAACAAAUCUUAAGAUCAAAAGGAAAAGCUUCGUCGGUAGAGAACAACAAAGCUGAAAAUGACAAUGAAGAAUUAAGUACUGAUAGUGACGACGAUGAUCUAAGUGUAAGUGUAGCGAGUAGAUUGCGUAUGCGUAAAAUUAUUAAAUCGGAGGAUGGCAAGCCUAGUUCAGUAACGAAGACACCGGUCAAAUCGUCUCCGCAGAAGAAGCAAGAAAACAAUAACAAUAAUGCAAGUAGUAGUUCAACCCCGAUUCGAAAACCAGGUUUUGGAGAUGGUUCCGACUUCCAUCCGGGUUGGGAAGAAGAAUUAUAUCGUUACAAGCGUUCUCUGCGAAUGCCCACUCGUCUUAUUGCUAUCCCUAGAGGGCGCUCGGGCGGACCGUUCCCCAAGGGAUCCGGAGCUUUCUUUACUCGAGGUUCUACAUCAUUACCUGAUCUCGAUCCCGCUCCUCUUUCUCCGGCACCAUCCUCUGCGCCAUCGGCGGCCACGGACGAUUUGUACGCGAGGCGUCCUGAUAAACUUACGCUUGAUAGUGACCUUGAAUCAAAUUCUAGUUCAUCCGCUGCAAAUAGGCUGCAUUAUGAUUCAGAAGCAUCUACAUCGACUGUAUUCUCGACAUCUAUAAUUAAAAAGAAGAGCUCUAUAGUGGACGUUCUAAUACAAAAAUGUGGCUCUAAUCGAAAAGAAGAUUCCAAAAAGAAAUCAAAAGAGAAUAAAGAUGACAAAAACACUCCCAAAGUAAUACCUAAAAGUACUAAUCCAUCUGAGCUAUUACCGACACCUAGUUUGGGCCUUGUAAAAAAUGGUAGCAAAGGAAAUCUAAGUGCAAAGAAAGAGAAAUUAAUGGAAGACAUUUUUUAUUUGGGUGCAUUUAGAAAAGAAACAGUAUCAGCUUUUAGGAACGCCUUUAUAAACAAUACCGAUGGCCUGAUUGGUGCCACAGAAGAGUUUUCACCGGUGGUUUUGAAGUCUAGAACUCGAACUGAGAGCAGAGUAUUAAAACAGAGAGCCACAAUUAAAGAAGUAUUUGGUGACGAAAGACCAGCAUCGGCACCUCCUAGUUCGUGUCGCGAGGAAGAACCACAAGAGGAAGAUAAGGACAAAGAAAUUGAAAUUAAAAAGGAACCAGACACUAAACCAAAGUUUAAACCCAAAAAAAUUGUCAAAGACAAAAUGAAACGCCGAUCCAAUUCGAUAAGAGACGGUCUUAGAAGUACAAAGUCAUUAAAAAGAAACGACGCUAAAGGUCGAUUACUUCGUUUGAAAAAAAGAAAUAGUUUGAUGAAAUCUUUGGCAACUAAGCGUAUAAAAGACGGCUCUGGAAGCAAAAUCAAAAAAGAGAACAGCCCGAAUUUAGAAGAUAAAGAUAAUAAAAAAGAUGAAAGUACUUCUUUACCUAAUGUAGACGGUACGAAAAGGCGUUUGAAACGUCUUUUUGGCAGAAGAAAGUUUAGUUCUGGAUUUGAUUACAUAAGAAAGAAGAAAAAGAUAAUUCGUAGGGAGGAUGCCAACAAUACCAACAAAGUCCGUCGACUAGCAGCUAAGCCAAGUCCCGAAUCCAUACAUGACAUACAUAAGGAAAUCAAGAGUUGGUUUAUUAACAAGAGCAUUGGCGAGACUCAUCUUCAUCGUGCAGCUCGACUUGGUUACACGGAUUGUGUUGCAUACUGCUUGGAGAAAAUGGAGGCCGACCCAUCGGCGAAGGAUAACGCAGGAUUCACACCUCUGCACGUAGCGGCUGCUAAAGGACACGUGAGGAUCGCCCGACUUCUUCUGCAGUACGGGGCCAACGUGUCAGCGGCAGCCCAAGGAGGAAUUAGGCCUUUACACGAAGCUUGCGAGAACACCCAUGUAGAAGUGAUCCGUCUCCUGCUCUCUUACGGGGCGGAUCCUCUGCUGGGAACAUACGCGGGACAGACUCCGGAGGAGCUGGCAGAAGGCCCGGCGGCCAUGCUUAUCCGUCUACACCUAUCUGACGUCCAGGGCCACGCUGUUGAACCCUGGAGAUUCCCUCAUCCUGCUGAGAUCAUCGACCGCGAAGAAAUCGGCUGCGACCCGCUGUCGUCCCCGCCGCCGUGCUCGCCGCCGCCGCCGCCGCCGGACGCCACCAUCGAGAUCCAAACCACGGACGCGCCUCUUCCGCCAUUCUACACGCUGCGCACCGCACCCGGCCAGCCCGGCGAUGGCCUUUGGUGCCUGCUGCAGGAUAUCACCAACUUACUGCAGAUAAAGUCAAAAGACAGCUUGCUUAAGCAGAUCCACUGCGGCUCUGGGUCGCCCAAGGAGCUUCUGCGUGAGAUCCGCACUCAGGAGUUCCUCGAGCGCGCGCAGUGCCAGCAGUUACUGUGCGCUGGAGAGAAGGUCAACGUGCGCGCCUCCAAGGUUGCGCUCGUGCGCGUCACCGACAAACUGCGCCAGCUGCUCAAGAUUGAGACAGUGCUCGUCAGCUGACACUAACUACGCGAGCACCAGCCGUGUAACAAAUUUUUAAAAAACGCCGUAUAACGGCUGAGUGUGAAUGAACGUCUAAAAACGUAUAAAAACAAAAGAUAGAGUCACACUUAUUAGGGAGUGUCGCCACCGGAAUGCUUUCGAAUAAACGUCGCAACGGUUCUCUCGGGAAAUAUAACUCUGGUGGAGCCAGAACCCAGACAGAAUAGAUUUCUGUCUAUACCUUCGGACCUGGUGUUUAAGGGGAACUGCCUGAUAAUGAACUUGAAUUAAUAAAUGUGUUAUUAUGUCAGAUAUGCCUAGUUUUGAGGGUUUCGUAUGGCACAAUACAUUUGAAGGAUAUCGGCUUCACGUAUCGGUGACAUCCACUCUCAAUGAGCGUCGGAUGACCCGCCAAUGAUUGAGUACUCAACCGUUUCACCUCUUGUAAGGUUGGUGGAACCGUUUUGAUAAUUUUAUAUGAGUAAAUGGAAAAGAGUACUGAUCGAUGGGAGGUGCUAUUUUAUGAGUAGAAUGCGUGUUAUGAACGAUUCAGAUUUUAAAUCCUUAAUCUAAAUGAUGGCCUAAGUCAAUUUGGAUGUAACGUUGCGUCUUAAGUGAUGCUUUAUAUUAUGCUGAAUAAGAAUAUGAGACAAUUUUUAUCGUGAAAUGACAAAUGGUGAGAAAAGAUGUAUACGGCAGACCGACGGCUCAACAACGAGAUCUUAUUACCUAGUUCGACUGAUUAUUGUAAUCUAAACAAAAAUGUAUCUCAUUUAAGAACAAUGUAAUAAAUAAAUAUUCGUUUCAUGAGACUGUUUAUGUUAAGGCAGCCAUUACAUAAUCGAUUAUUAUCACAGCACUCGAGCGUCUGGGUGAAAGUUCUGUGUUCGAGUCUUUAAUGUAUUACUUGUAUGAACAACUUUUGUAAAUAUUGUAUAUAGAUUUAUUAUUGAGCACAUUUUGCGUUUAAUUCGCUUUAAGUGUAUAAUAUUCUCAUGGGUGCUAUUUAACGUCGGUGUAUGGUAAAUUGGGUUAGAUAGGAAUAAUUAGUCGAAGUGCGGAGCAGAUUAUGUUCAGUAGAUUAAAAAUAUUAAUAGGAAGUUUAAUAACGAGAUAAAGUUACCACAUUGUAGUUUAAGAAGUUAGUAAAUCAUAUAUUGUGUGUGCAAUAGAAUAUGAAUGUGUUGUGUUGUAAUUGUGCGCGUGUAUGUUUGUAGUAGAAAGAAGCGAUGGCAGGUGAAGGUAUCAGACACAGGGUUGGACGAUGCCUUAAGCACACAAUUCCUGUACUUAACUCAUCUUGCAUGAAUAAGUGCAAUAUUAUCGUUAUAAAUUUAAAUUGCUUCUCUUUAAUAUUAUUCUACAAAAAGUCAAUAGUUUGAGAUUAUCCUACUUAUUCACCAUUCGUCUUCAUAUACCUGCCUUAACUUUGUUUAUUGUUAUGUUUGAUAAUGUCUGCCCGAAAUAUUAAGUUUAUUAUUGUACAAUAAUUAUUUUGCUUAAUAUUAAAUCAAGUUAUGUUUUUAUUUAUACACGAUUGUAUCAAAUUAGUGAAAUUUAUGAAAUCAUAUUAUGCAUAUCGCAAAAUUUUAUUAAAAUAUUGUAUAUAAAAAAUAUGUAAACAAAUUACUUAUUUUAUAAAUUAUUUUCAAGCUCUAUCUUGUCUGAAUGCCAAUAAAUUAGCUGAUUACAAAAUACAGGCAUUUUGUUUGGUAUAACAGUUCGUUUCAGCCAAAUGACGUCCACUGCUAUAUGCAAUGCUUGGUAUAACAGUACCUGCAAGUAUUUUUGAACAUUGUAUGAUCCGUAGCAAUUUUGAUACAUACUCUGUAAUUUAGUCACGUUCCGCCCUAUUUAUAUUAUUACUUUGUGGAAACAAGUAACGAAGAAGUACAUGAAUAAUCUGUGAUGACAUAAACUAGACGAAUAAUCUUGCUCGCGGAAUAUAGUGUGAAAUUAAGGUGUAAAUGGAACUGACAAUUAUACAGCAUGUAUACUUUUCUGAAUGAGAAUUCUUGUAAUACCUAUCUGUUAUUAAUUAGCAGUACCUACAAUUAAGUAUUAUUAUAAUUAUUGACACAUUUCUUGUUGAUAACAAUGGAAAAUAAAAAAUGUGAACAAAU
Molecule: messenger RNA, 9435 nt
Organism: Ostrinia nubilalis (European corn borer)
Lineage: Eukaryota; Metazoa; Arthropoda; Insecta; Lepidoptera; Crambidae
Exons: 9
Coding region: 629-7330 (2233 amino acids)
Biological process (GO): negative regulation of transcription by RNA polymerase II
Cellular component (GO): nucleus
Molecular function (GO): transcription corepressor activity; protein binding
Source: RefSeq, a predicted model, not a curated record